This is a messenger RNA of Brassica napus (rape), 741 nucleotides long. RefSeq names its product small ubiquitin-related modifier 5-like. Gene Ontology annotation, molecular function: protein tag activity; ubiquitin-like protein ligase binding. Bases 216 to 548 code for a protein of 110 amino acids. Gene Ontology annotation, biological process: protein sumoylation. The record is from RefSeq and is a predicted model, not a curated record. Lineage: Eukaryota; Viridiplantae; Streptophyta; Magnoliopsida; Brassicales; Brassicaceae. Gene Ontology annotation, cellular component: nucleus. The transcript has 3 exons.
AAAAAGGGAAAAGUAAAAAAGAGAGAAUGGUGGACCAAUAGUAGUCUUGUGCGAGGAUCGUCUUUUAAUGCUCAAAAGCUCUCUUUAACUUUCCUCAGCAUCUCACUUUUCUUUUUACUCUGUUCUCUCUCUCUAAAAACCAAGAAACCUCUAAAUUAGAGUACAGAGAUAAGGUUUGUUCACUCUUUUAGUUUGCUUUUAGUGUUGACACAACAAUGGUGAGUUCCUCAACGACGAUCUCUGCUUCUACUGCAUCAAAGUCUCGAUCUCUUACUCCCCAAAGGAAGAUUACCCUCAAGGUCAAGACCCAACAGGAUGGAAGAGAGGAUGUUUAUAAGAUUGGUUAUAAUGCACAUAUGAAGAAACUGAUGGAUGCAUGCUGCACCAAGAGAAACUUUGAGAAAGACACUGUCAGAUUCAUCUUCGGUCGUAAAGAGCUCAAGCCACGACAAACUCCUGCUCAGGUUAAUUACUAUAAUUAUUUAUCACAGCUGAUGAUGGAAGAAGGAGAUAUCAUUGAUCUUGUCACCGAACAAGGUGGUGGCUAAUCUCGCCGGAACAAGGAAGAUAUUUUUAGGCCUUUUUUAAUUUAAAAGACUUUUUAAACUAUUAAAAUUUUUCAUUAUUAGACUUGUAAUUUCUGGUUUGUAGUUGUUGUUGCAUCUUAUUGUCUGAAACGUUGUUGUCCGGUUGAUUUUAGUUCGUAUUGUCGAGGAAAUUAAUAACAGUCAGUUUUCUCUA